Messenger RNA from Puccinia graminis f. sp. tritici CRL 75-36-700-3, 1353 nucleotides. RefSeq lists its product as uncharacterized. Bases 118 to 1353 code for a protein of 411 amino acids. The record is from RefSeq and is a predicted model, not a curated record. NCBI's taxonomy places the organism in Eukaryota, Fungi, Basidiomycota, Pucciniomycetes, Pucciniales, Pucciniaceae. The transcript has a single exon.
CACAGUCCAAGAAGAAAAGUACGCAUAAAUCCCUAUCCUGCUCAGAUAUCAAACCUCGUAACACUAGAAUUUUAACACUCCCUCCCUUACUUGUAUUCAAAUUCAAGACCAUUCGAAAUGCUCCUAGAUAACACGAAUUAUACCUCUUGGAAAGCUUAUAUCCAACAGCGACUACAGGAAGAAGGACUUUUAGCUAUCACUCUGGGGGAUGAGGUCAAACCAGAACCAAACGGAACCAAUGGGAAAGAGAUAGAAGAAUUCAAAAAGAAAUCAAGAUUGGCGUUUUAUCUAUUAAUCAAAUCGAUUGAUGAUUCCGUUAUCUUCUCAGUCUCCGCCCUCAAUUUUGAGAGUAAUCCACGAGAGUUAUGGGAGGUGUUGAAGACGAAAUAUUUUCCAGAUGAUCUGAGUGAGAAACUCGAGGCGAUGAGGAACUUACGAUCGAUCAAAUUCAAAAAUAAUCCUGAAGAAUUUGUGGAACAGAUUCGAGCCAGUUUUGCUAGAAUCGAAAAUGCAGGCUUCCAGUUUGAUGAGACCACUUGGAUGGUCAUGUUCUUGUCUCAACUACCUCGUACUAUAACCGAUUCGAUCAUCAAUCGGAACGAUCAAGAGGAGACUUCUACUCAACCACAACGAUCCUCGAUCUCCACUUGUGACAAGUUAUUCGAGAAACUUAAAUCACUAUCUAUCACGCCAUCUAACUUUCCCCAAAACCACAACCCGAAUGAGAAGCAGAAAAAUGGACCAGCGGCCUCGUCGAAUCACUAUAAUCAAUAUUCCUGUACGCACUGUAACAAAAAGGGCCACGACAUCAAUCAUUGCUGGUUCGUUCAUCCAGAAAGGAACCCGUUUCACAAAAACAAUCCCGAGAAAGGCCCGGGCACACCCAAAUUUAACAAGGAGAUUGGACCGGCUUCAAAUGGUUUUUUCAAAAAGGAUCACGGAGCGACCUCGGACGGUUGGAGGCUGACUCCUCGACUGAAAAAAUUUGACCACGAUCAUCAAUUCAAUGGAUCUAAUCAUGGUUCCAAUAAUAACAACCUCAACAAACCCCAAGCCAACAAACACUUCAAUAACAACCACCACAGUCGUACGGCUAGCAAUGCCAACAACAGCGGAGGAGGGAGUGAAUGGAGUUCGUUUUCCAAAAACCCUUCCAGAGUUUCCUCAGGCGAUAAUAACGAUUGGCGAGCGCCUACCCCGAAGCAAUCGACCAGCAACCAAUCCGGAUGGGACGUCGAGGAGGGUCCCGCUACUCCUCUGACCAACGGAGGAUCCGGGUGGAAUGAUAUGGGCCCAAGCCACACCGCUACCGUCAACGAAACCGGUUGGACCGAGAACCACCAAGACUUCUAA